Molecule: messenger RNA, 4119 nt
Organism: Phascolarctos cinereus (koala)
Lineage: Eukaryota; Metazoa; Chordata; Mammalia; Diprotodontia; Phascolarctidae
Gene: PRRX1
Product: paired related homeobox 1
Biological process (GO): regulation of transcription by RNA polymerase II
Cellular component (GO): nucleus
Molecular function (GO): DNA-binding transcription factor activity, RNA polymerase II-specific; RNA polymerase II cis-regulatory region sequence-specific DNA binding
Source: RefSeq, a predicted model, not a curated record
UCUUCCCCCCUCUCUCCCCCUUUCCCUCUCUCCUCCCCCCUUCUCCUUUUCCCACUCUGUCUCUCUCCCCCUUGCGCCCACAACGUUUGGUGCUGAUCCGAGCGGGAAGAGGGGGGUGGGUGGGAUUGGAGGGGGAAGACCAUGACCUCCAGCUAUGGGCACGUUCUGGAGCGGCAGCCGGCCCUGGGUGGCCGCUUGGACAGUCCCGGGAACCUCGAUAACCUUCAAGCGAAAAAGAACUUCUCGGUGAGUCACCUGCUCGAUCUGGAGGAGGCCGGUGACAUGGUGGCCGCCCAAGCGGAUGAAAGCGUCGGCGAGGCGGGACGCAGUCUGCUGGAGUCCCCCGGACUGACCAGCGGCAGCGACACUCCUCAGCAAGACAAUGAUCAGCUGAACUCAGAGGAGAAGAAGAAGAGAAAGCAGAGACGAAAUAGGACCACCUUCAAUAGCAGUCAGUUGCAGGCAUUAGAAAGAGUCUUUGAGAGGACACACUACCCUGAUGCUUUUGUACGGGAAGACCUUGCCCGCAGAGUUAACCUCACUGAAGCCAGAGUUCAGGUGUGGUUUCAAAACCGAAGAGCCAAGUUUCGCAGGAAUGAGAGAGCCAUGCUGGCUAAUAAAAAUGCUUCCCUCCUCAAAUCCUACUCAGGGGAUGUGACUGCUGUGGAGCAGCCCAUCGUACCUCGUCCUGCUCCAAGACCCACCGACUAUCUUUCCUGGGGGACAGCCUCUCCGUACAGUGCCAUGGCUACUUAUUCUGCUACAUGUGCCAACACUAGCCCUGCGCAGGGCAUGAACAUGGCCAACAGCAUUGCCAACCUGAGACUGAAGGCAAAGGAAUAUAGUUUACAGAGGAACCAGGUGCCAACAGUCAACUGAGAAAAACAAACAAAAAAACAUUCAAAAACAAACCUAAGAAGAAACCAGAAACAAAGUAAAACAGAAAACCACCAUAAGAUACCUAUCUUGCUCUGUCUACUGCUUCGUCUGCUGGGGAAAACAAACAAACACAAACAGACAGACAAAGAAUGCAGAACUUAAACAUUGGGACCAUAGCAGAGAAAAGCAAGAGAGGAGCAAACUGAAAAAAAAAAAAGAUUAGUUAACAAAUGUUUCCUCUCCCUUUGGGAUAUCACUACCAUUUGUUCCUGUGUUUGAUUAUUUUUAUUUUCAUUCAUCUAUGCUUUGCUCAGUAUAAUGCAAGCUUCUUCAGCUAUGUCCGCCCCAUCCCUCAUUAUUCUAAGUUUUUUUUUAAUUCAUAACAGCAGAACUAUAUAGACAUGCAGAAAAGAGUGCCUAAUGUCAUACCGCUGACCCAUCUUGAGCCUUAGUGCCUUCCCUGUCCUUCUGCCUAGCUCAGUGUCUAAAAAGCUCAGAGGGCUCUCAAGAUUGCCAAAGUCUUUUUAAAGUGCCUGUCUGCCUCCCCAGAAACCUGAUUUGCUCCCUGAUUCUCUCUCUGCAAUGUAUGAGCAGGUUUUGAGGGAUAGCUUCGGGAAAACAGCAGCAAUGUCCAAAGCAGGUCACUAGCCUGUCCUGAUCUCUUCCUACCUGGUUCAUUCAGAGCACUAAGCCUUAUUUAAAAUAAUAGCAACAUAAAACAUGACCCAUCCACUCCCCAAAGUACCAGCCAUUCUGGGUUUAGAAUGAUCCAUACCUUCACCAUUAGCUAUUUUGAAGGGGGAGGGGAGUACCCUACAUUUAAGAGAAAUAGAAAACUAGUCCUAUGCACAAUCAAAGACUGAGAUCUGUAACUGGUGUUGCUCACUGCUUCCUUGGUGCCACGGGUAAAAGGAUAGUCAGAUGCACAUUUAUAUAUAUAUACUGUAUAUAUUUAUAUAUAUAUAUGUUAUAUAUACAUAUAUAAUAUUCUUACGAGCUUGGUUAGAUGGUUUCUCAAAUGUAAUGCAAUGAAGAUGAAAACAUCAGGAUUGUCAGUGGGCUACCACCACUUUGUGUAUCUCUAGUGAAGGCAAAAAUUACUAGUAAUUAGGCUCCUGGUUUAUUUUCUUUGCUGAUAUAUAAUUCCAGUUAAGGCCAUAUAGGGCAACCCUUUCAAAAUAGAUUUUGUUGGUGCACUGUGACUUAAAAUGGAUCAUAGCUUGAUCUGAGGGUAUGGAAAUAAGGCCCUUUUAUGAAGAGGUUGGUUUCAUAUGGUGUGAUGAGAAGACCUGCUUUACAGUGGGAGUUAUUUUAAAGAGAAGAAAAGCCAUUUUAAUCAUCUGUCUUUUCUUCAAUCAACAGUAAUCUGAAAAACAUUUUUUGGAAGUCAGCUCCUUAAAAAAAAUAGAAUAAACCCCCAAUUUUAAAAGGCCAUUUCUUUAAAAAGUGAUUUUGAACCAAUUGUACUUGCAAUUGGGAGCAUGGAUACUUUUAUGGUUUUGUUAAUUGAUGUUGAUUUUCCCAACUGUGCUUUAAUCUUACCAGGAAACCUCAACCGAGUUCUAUCACCAUGCUGUGCCUUAGUUUACCUGUUUGCAAAAUGGGUUUUGUAUUACUAAUCUACCUCACAGGGGUGUUGUGAGGUUCUAAUCAUUUGUUCAAGUCAUUCCUUCCUUGACUUUGUGGCACCUGGGAGGAAAGAUGAUGUCCUCAUUUUCUAGCAGGAAAGUGCUGCCUUGCUAUAAACAAUUGCAAUUGUGUAUUGGGAAAUGGGGAAACUGAUAUAAACUCACAGAUUUCUCAACCACCAUGUCUUUUGGCCAAAAGGUUAAUUUACUUUGACUGCAUGAGAAUCAACAUGAGAAUACCGAGAAUGCAUGCCUUCUUUUUGACAACCCUUGUUUUUCAUUCAUACUUCUUCUCCUGAACAGCUUGGCUCUAGCAUUAUAAAUUGCAAAUCAUUAAAACACUUGAGAUUGAUCUGCAGAUUCCCUGGUGAGGGCCAAAGUGGUGAAGACCACGUAGAGGAUGCAAAGUUCUGAACAUGCCCCAUGCAGAUCAGUCAUGUUCUUUACACAGCAGGUUGAGUUCAUCAUGACAAUCUUUCAUUUCUUCACAUGGACUGCCAUCCAGCCAAAUAUGUAUUCCCUCAUGCUGUCCCUAAAUCUCUGUUGUGAUUACAUGUGUAUUCUGGUGGAUACAAAAGAAGUUCAUAUUACAUCAUCUUGUUUAUGACCAAGUACUUUCCCUCCUCUCCCAACCUACUUGAGAGAAUUCUCACUGGACCCCUGAACUAUAUGCUAAGGGAUGUCGAAUGUAAGGAUCUCUAUACUCAUUUCCUACUUGGCCUCUUGGUUUUCUUUCUGAUAGCUCAUGAAAAAAUACCAAGGUCCAUGAAUUAGAAAGUCACGAUUUGUCUUGUGAAAAGAGUAUGGUCUUGAACAUUUUGAAAUCUCCAAGGAGAGUAGAGGACUAAAAGUGUAAUGAGGUAGGGUGUGUAGCGAAGGUGUUGGAAACACCGUUAUUUCUAACAAGGUGCUUAGGUUUCUGAGGUAGGGAGAGAGGACAGGAUCAUUCUUAAAUGAGAUUUCUCUAAAACAGCUUGAUAUCCCUUGCCAGUCAAGAACAGAGAGUACUAAACACACGACCAGAGUUGGAUAAAUCUUAAGACUGGGACUACAAUUCCCAGACACCUCAAAGUGCCACCAAUGCUAAUCAACCAUGAGGAUUUUUCCUGCUGGAGAAACCAAAGCACUGGCAUCCAUUUUCCUUUGCAGUUCACCAAGAAUUAUAGCACAGUACAAACGCUAUGGUCUUGUGCAUUUCUUUUCUGUUCUUUUUUUAAAUGCAAGUAUUAUAUGGAAUUUAGAGGAGUAGCCCUCUGGCUCCUGGGUCAGGUGCCAACUGGGAACUUGGGCACUACAAAGCUUGAGGCAUCUCCCUGUUUCUCACUCUUACCAUACCCAAAUAAUGAUAAUAAUAAUAAUAAUAUAUAUAGACUAUCUAUCUGCCAGCCUCACCCCUCCACAUAACAAGAUGCUGGUCCAUAGAGGAUUUAAUAGGUGAAAUAAAACCAGGAGAGGUGAUGAAAUGAAAAGGGAACAACACUGAGGGGUAGAAAGACCUCAUAAGAAAUGUAUUAUGUAAAUUAUAUCUUGCUUUAUGUUGUAAAAUAUACAGUGUUUGCGCUAGAAUAGAAAUGAUUCCUUUUCAAUAAAAAGAAAGAACACUCAUAUCUCA